ACCGAUAUAUUCAACCGCGUUGUUCUCCGCGGCCUCUCGCGCAGUCGGUUCCACGGCACGAACGUUCCGUUCGCGGUGCUUCCUGCUCGUCGCAAGCGAGCUCGCUUGUUGAUCCUUUUCUUCUCGCUGUUAUUGCUCGCCCACGGGAAAUUCUCGCGCGUCGUCAGGCCGAGAGUCGUCGCGAGCCGAGGAAGUAACCCGCGACGACACCGAAGUCGUCGCUCGUCCUGUUACUAGUAGGGGCUCCGGCCGUAUCGUACGCGCGUUGCUGUGACACCGUUAUCCCGUCCUUGAAGAGAUACCACCAGCUGCCUGCGUGAGGAACACACCUCGAGCCCCGAGUCGCAGAGUCGCAGUACGUUCACGUUCGUCUGCUUGCUUCCUGUCCACAUCGACGUGGAAGAUUCUUACCUGCUAUAUACGAGAGGGAGAGAGAAAGAGGGAGAGAGAGAGGGGGGGUGGGGGAGUUCGGUGCCACACGGCGCGGGGUAUACGUUGAAAACGAGCCCGCGACUUCGUACGGAGGACCCGGAGGAACUUGACCUUCUCGGAGCGAAAUCGAACUUCCUCGAUAAAGUCGCCUCGGCGGGAUAAGGAUUAUUUUUUUGGACAAUCUGCUUUAUCGGAGCAGCGCACAGCGCCCCGAGAAUGGGCGACGACGACCGAAUGAACAGUAUCCCGAAGUGGGUGAACCCGUGCGGCCUGUCCGGUGACUACUACGUCGACUCCGCCGUGGACGUGGUUCAAAUAGGAGACGCACAGCUCCUCUCGCAGAUAGAGACGCAGGCGAAAACGGCAUUGACGCACGCACGCAUUCUGCGCGAUGACUAUCUGCAGCAGAUCCUCUUGAGCGGCAACACCGACCGGAGGUUCAAUCCGACCUGGGAUGACAUCCGCUACGAUUGGCUACCUGGGCCGAAAGAAAUACCCAAGGUGCUGGGGGAGAAGCUAGACGAGGCGUAUCUCGAAACGCUGACCAUUGACGCUACCCUUCAAAACACUUACGAGUACCUGCAAAAAUUCGCAGUAGGCAUCGAGCAAAUAGUCUGGGAGCAACGAGAUACGGGGGGCCCCUUCAGCAAGCAUUUCGAGGACGUGGAGGACCAACUUCGAUCGAUCCUCUGCGAGGUGCAAGUCGGUUUAGUAGAGCGCGGCACACCACUGCCGAAAGACGUCUCGCGAUCUAUUAUGCCGCACGAGCAACGCUCCCUAUCCUCGGAGACCGAACAGAAACUGCGAGCGUUCAUCAUCUACCGGGAUUACGUGAACUUUCUGGAAUACAUACAACAAGUUUUUAUGUAUUUGAGAAAUAAAGCGUACACCUGAGGAUUCCAAGGCGAAAGUAGAAGAAGGGUUACCAGGCGACGACUCACCCAUUUUAGGACAGCGGCACAACCGCAACUCCCCCACGUCCUGCUGACUUGAGAUGGUUGAAGGAGGAGGGUGGCAAAAUGCGAAAGAGGAUCCUUCCGAUUAUAUUUUUUCUCGUCGGAUGGACGAUUUUCACAAGUCAUGCCCGUGGCAAGGAGGCCGAGCGAUUCGUGAUUGGCACCGACGACGACGGCGACGAUGAUCCGUCGAAUCGUCGUGGAAAAUGACGGAUGCACACAACGCGUCGUCGCGUUCGCCCUUGUCAAGCCACCACCGGUGAUAACUCCGCGACAGAGGUCACACGGCGGCCAUUGUCGAGUCUCUCAUCAUCCACCGUCCUCCUUCGACACUCUCCGAUAGAACGUCAACAAUUAAGGGUAAACAAACUCGCGUCGUUAUUAACCCACUCGCUUUCGCCUACAACUUGCGUUUAUUUAUAUACGUAGACUAGCAUCAGCAUCGGGCAUUAAUCGAUGAACAUUUUAGUCGGCCGAAACAAUCCGCCAGUCGAUAAUCGAAAUCAUCGUAUCGUGUAUGCAAUUCUGGCUAAUUCCAUCGAUUAACGGCUUCAUUGUUAUACACAGUCACGACUUAUUCGAUCCAAUCAAUUAACUUCAUUGAUGAUUGUUAUAUUAUUAUAUUAAUAUGUCGUGACUAUGCAUAACAAUUGAGUGUCACGAUCGAUUGCUUCAAUUCGAUUGAUUCUACAAUGACUAGUAAUUGAUAUAUAUAUAUAUCAUCAAUCGUGAGUAAAUAUACAUAUACAUGUAUAUAAUACACAUAUAUGAAAAUCGAUUAAUUUCGAUUAUUGUGACUAACGGAUGAUUUAACUCGACUGAAACUGCAAUCACGUUUAAUGUCCAACGCUGACUAUCAUGCCCACACACACACACACACAAGUAGCAUAUAGCAUGGCUUCGGUGCGACGAUGCGCCAUAACCGUAACUGCGAGCAUGCUUGACGAAUCUCGAUAUCGCGCGAAGACGAAAGCAACAGGUUCAGCAGCGCGCUCGAGUUUUCCGAACGAAAAAAUAAAGACGCGGGGACAUCGCGUUAUUUACACCCCGGGAACGCGACGGCCGUUGUUCUCGAUACGCCCCGCUCUCGGCGGGUCCUUCGAUCGCGGUUCGACGUGCUCUUUCCACCGGAGCGGCACGAGGCUUCUUAGCGAUACCUCUUUGUACGAGUAAGCCGAUCGCAAUGAGCAUUGUACGCAAGGAAGGGCCUGUGUAAGAUCGAGGCGAUCGCGUUGGAAACGGCAAUUACGGGCGAGAAGCGCUCUUGCCGAGAACAGCGUCCGAACUUCAGCGGGUGUCCGAUAUUAUUAUCGAUCUCACGACUUCACUUUCACACGUGACAUUUCGCUCGCGCCGCUGAAAUCCACGGUAGACAUUACCUUCGAUAAAACGACGACCGUCAGUUUCUUCGUCUUCGUCGCGCGUCGCGGAAAAUCACCCGAGUCGAAUCGUCCGACGCGGUCUCGCUCCCGGGCGAUACGUUGCACUCAAUGCGGCAAUGUUUCCGAACACUUGGUCGCAAAACUCGUAAUAUCCAACAUUGCGUAUUUCUUUUUGUUUGUUCUUUCUUGUGUGCCAAGUGCGUGAGGUAGAAUAUUGUAAUUAUGAGUUGAAGAGUGGACGAGUAGUAGUUAGCGAUAGAGAGGAAAGAAGUCAAUCGUAGCGUCGGUUGGGUUCCUAAUCAAACGCAGUAUUCACGCCGUAAUCCGGGCCACUCACGUGAUUUACGAAAGAUCGAGAAAAUCGCGCAUAUACGUGCGCGCAUGCUGUGCGCACUCAUACUCACAUAUAUACACGUACACACGCACACACAUGGAGAAUGUCGCGAACGACAUCUCGCUCUGAAGAGGUAUCUCUACGCGGAACAAUUCACACACUCCCCCCCACCCCUCAUCCCAUAAUCCUACAUAAUAAUUUAUUGACUCCGUAAUAUUAGUAUAUAUUUAUAUUUAUUCAGAUUAUUUAUUUUAUUUUUAUAAAGGUUUUACACACGUCCGAUUAAUUGUAUUUAAAGUUUCUAGUUGAGCUUAAAAGUGCCUAGCGUACGGAAGGACAUAUCUCUCUCUCUCUCUCUCUCUCACACUCUCUCUUUCCUUCUCUCUUUUUCUCUUUCACGUAGUUGAAAGUAUUAAUAUAAUAUUAUUACUACAAUAUAUCACUGGGUCGGAACGCGCGUCCGUCGCGCGCCGCUGCGCCCACGCAGAACAUGAAGACUCGAUACUAACUAGAAACUUUACGAGGCUCAUAAAUUUCGCAAUCCUGAUCGCUACUGCUCUGCACGCAACGACACGCCGCUAAUAUUGCGUUUUACUCGACACUGAUUUUUUUGAAUAAAUAUUCUUUUAUACGAUCCUGUUUUUUUUCUCUCUUUUUUUCUUUUUUUCUAGACAUAUCGACCUUUCGUUGUUUUCGAUCUAACGACUGCGCAAGACUGUUAAAGACUGUUGGCCGAAGGGGCACGUCGCGAGAUCCAUCCUCCCCCUCCCCCCCCCUCUGUUCGUCCUUUAAUCUAAGUUUAGUCAUAAUUCUAUUCGUGACGUUGCGUUGCAAUCGCGCCGUACAUAUUUUUAUAUACACACAUAACACACACACACCUACAAAGUAUAUAUUUUUAUACUGUAUCGUCGUAUGGAAAACACGACAAAUCGAAGAAUAUAUAUAUAUAUAUUUUCGUGGCACACCUCCCCCC
Dinoponera quadriceps is the source of this 4077-nucleotide messenger RNA. RefSeq lists its product as uncharacterized. Bases 649 to 1326 code for a protein of 225 amino acids. The transcript has 6 exons. Lineage: Eukaryota; Metazoa; Arthropoda; Insecta; Hymenoptera; Formicidae. The record is from RefSeq and is a predicted model, not a curated record.